Messenger RNA from Salvelinus namaycush (lake trout), 1886 nucleotides. Its product is annotated as transmembrane protein 179B-like. The record is from RefSeq and is a predicted model, not a curated record. The transcript has 5 exons. Lineage: Eukaryota; Metazoa; Chordata; Actinopteri; Salmoniformes; Salmonidae. Bases 378 to 1031 code for a protein of 217 amino acids.
CGACUUUUGUUGGUAAAAGAGGUUAGCAGCUACUGUUCAGGUUGCCAUUUGGGAGUUUUGCCAACUGUCCGAGAGUUUCUAUGGUUUUGAUAGCAUUUAGUGAGUUUUUCCACAAACAUUCUGCCGCAAACGAGAGUUGGAGAAGCUGUCUGUGCAACGGAAGUUACAGCAACAGCGCGCAGGCAGAGAAGCACAAGGGGAGGGGUGUGCGGCGUGGGAGAAGGGACGGAAAACGCUACGUCGGGGACUGCAGCUGUGCCACAGCAAGGCAGAUUGGUGCUGUGACGUCGUCGCGUCAACUGAAAAACGUAAAAACAACUGCUGGCUGUCACGCGGUCCGGUAGACAGCGGUGAGAGAGGGCUUGAACAGAGGCACCAUGAUGGUGAUACCGUGGUUACUUCUCCUUGAGAUGGGUUUAUACGCCAGUUCUUUCGUGUGUGGGAUAGUCGCGGCAUCUUCUCUCACUAUCGUACAGGGUAGUUUCGGGGGGCUCUGUAUGCUGUAUGGAACAGUGACCCACAACUCAUCAUCAGACUCCAUAUUGGUCCAGACCUCCAGUUCUCCUUCUCUCUGUUACUUUGUCUCUGCUAUCUCAGUCUGUGUAGCAGUGUUCUGUUUCUCUAUAUCCCUGUACUGGAUAUAUACAUGCUGCCUGGAUGGAGGAGUUAACAGAGAGCGUGUAUGGCUGAACAUGACCCUGGUGGUGUGUGGAGUCUUUCUCUUCUUCCUCCUGGUGACGGGCUGUGUGUUGAAGGUCGGAAGAGACUCUCUGUGUGACUCUGUCCUACACGCUGUCCCCAACGUCACCAGAUGUGAACAGGCUCAGUCUAGGACCUGGAUCAGUCCUUACACAGGAACUCAGUUCUACACUGGACUGUACAACGCAGGGACAGCAGUGUGGGUGAACUUCUUUUUCUGGAUUCUGAUUGGCAUACUGGUGGUGAUCCAGAGAGGUCAAGGGUCAGAUUCCAGAAGGAUGACGCCCUCUGAGACCGAACGUCUUUUCCCAGGCCAGGCCCAGCAGCAGUGACUCAUAACCGUCUCGCUGUACGACCUGUUGACGCUCACACACAAACACACAUAUCUAUCACUCCUCACUGUCUGACCUGCAAGAGAAUGAAUGAACCUUACCGUGUGUGUGUGUGUGUGUGUGUGUGUGUGUGUGUGUGUGUGUGUGUGUGUGUGUGUGUGUGUGUGUGUGUGUGUGUGUGUGUGUGUGUGUGUGUGUGUGUGUGUGUGUGUGUGUGUGUGUGUGUGUGUGAGGCUGUGUAGGUUUCUCUCAGUUGUUCUUCUUCUACUGUUCCUGGGCUCGGUGUGUAUGUGGACCUCUGAGUACUGCAGCCUAGUGAAGCAGAGAUGUUCUACACUGGAAUACAGUAUAUUACAUAGUGUCACUGUAGGGGUUCACCUUGUUUUGAAACUGUUUUACUGAGAACAAUUCAUUUACCUUUGUUAAGCUCUUAUACGUUUCUCUGUGGUUCCUCCAUCCGCAGUCCUUUCAUUCUUCCUGUAUUCAGGGAGAGAGGUGUGUGACUGGCUAACAGGGACAUCCAAUUGUCUCAGAUAAUAUCUCUCCGUGUGUGUCCACUCAGGACCACAGACAAACCAAGUCAGUCGGCAUUGUCACACUGUCCUACGCAAACACACACUGAGAUUCCUUCCUGGCUACUCAGAAGCUAAGCAACCAUUUUGUUACUUCAUUCCCUUUCUGCCUGCAAUUAUUUGUACUUUUUUUUAUUUUUAUGAAUAUUGAAAAGCAUAAAUGUGUAUUUUGAUUUGAAUGAGGUGUUUGUUUUUUUACAGAAGUUUCUUAAACAGUUAUCGACCAAUAACAGUAGGUGUGAGCAGAGCAUCUUGACCAAUAAAGAUGCAUUGGUUUGUCAGA